UAAAGUCACAAAGUUCUCAAGGAAAUAAAUUUCAUGCUCAAAUUAAGUUUCUGGAAAGGAAAUUGUAGGCCUUUGAAAAACAAUAUGAACUUUCUGAUUGUGAUCGCUAUCCUGUCUCUCUUCUUGAAUGUCAACUGCCUGGACGAAGCCACUUUGCUGAAGCUGCGCAAGUUCGUAAACUGCGAGGACAAGGGUUACAAGUCGAGCAAGGGGAUAUAUCGUGACUACUGGGUGCUGGAGAACUACAUAAUGGCGGGUCACGGACCACUUUUGUGCUCUGCAAAUGUGACAUACACCAGUCAUGCAGACUACACUUACCUGGACAAUGUGGUGCCUCUGCUGGAACGCUGGCGAUCGCCUCUAAGCCUGGCCAUCUAUGCUCCUGGCGCCGAUUUCGGUCCCACUCUGGAGAGCAUCCUGUACCUGCUGCAGUGCCAUCCUGGCAGGCACUUGGUUCGCGAGCUAACCAGCUUUCACCUGUACUUUAACGUGGAACACCUGCCCCAGGUGGUACUUUCGCCCAGAAUGGCUCUGAGCAAAAGGGCCAACUGCCACGCCCCACCGCCGUAUGUGAAUGUAGCCAAAAGCAACAUGUACAGGUCGCGGACCAAGCUCGAUUAUCCCGUCAAUUUGGGACGCAACAUUGCGCGCAGGGCUUCGCUAACCCAUUUCGUCCUGGCCUCGGACAUCGAGCUGUAUCCCUCGCCCAGAUUGGUUCCCGCCUACUUGAGCUUCUUAAGCCGACAUGUAAUUGGAAGGCCGGGACAACAGCCCACAUCACCGGUGGUCCAUGCGCUUCGAAUUUUUGAAGUAAUGUCCAAUGUUUCAGUUCCGAGCACCAAGACCGAGUUGCAAAAGUUAUUGAAAACUGGCGAAGCCCUUCCAUUUCACAUGCAAAUCUGCGCGGUCUGCCAUCGAGGACCCAAGCUGGAGGAGUGGAUCAAUGCCACCGAGGCAUCCGCCGAUCUGAACGUCUUCAAUGUGGGCCAUCGCUCCGAUUCGGACAACAUGUGGGAGCCGAUCUUCAUAGGCACCGUCGAGGAUCCGCCGUACGACGAGCGGCUGAGCUGGGAGGGCCAGAGGGACAAAAUGACGCAGGCGUACGCCAUGUGCGUCCUGGACUACGAGUUCCACAUUCUGGACAACUGCUUUCUGGUCCACAAGCCCGGCAUCAAGCAACCCGGCAAGAGCAAAUCCAUUUUCCCCCAGACCCGCCGCACCAAUGGCCUCAUCAACAAAAGGAUAUCCCGGGAGCUGCGCAUCAUGUACGGUUCUCGAGCGGGCUGUGUCAUUUAGGGUGCGAUUCCAAAUUCGAUGUUA
Drosophila gunungcola (fruit fly) is the source of this 1320-nucleotide messenger RNA. Its product is annotated as beta-1,4-glucuronyltransferase 1. The coding region runs from base 34 to 1296 and encodes 420 amino acids. The record is from RefSeq and is a predicted model, not a curated record. The transcript has 2 exons. Lineage: Eukaryota; Metazoa; Arthropoda; Insecta; Diptera; Drosophilidae.